Molecule: messenger RNA, 3662 nt
Organism: Malania oleifera
Lineage: Eukaryota; Viridiplantae; Streptophyta; Magnoliopsida; Santalales; Ximeniaceae
Product: pentatricopeptide repeat-containing protein At1g73710
Exons: 2
Coding region: 366-3425 (1019 amino acids)
Molecular function (GO): protein binding
Source: RefSeq, a predicted model, not a curated record
ACAAACGCAUACUACUAUAACUGCGUAUGUAAUUUCAUCCCGGGAAAAAGUAAGACCAAUCCAAAAGAAUUGUGUGCUUGACUAGGAGAAAAAUGUCUGAGACUGGUAUAGAUUGUCUAUCGAGCUUAUAAUUCUCAAGCAUGCGGGGUUCUAUGACGCCAGAGCCGAAGUGAAGCAAGCUGGGAACCUUUGGUAGGAUUUGGUACCUUGACAGUUGAAGACGUUGGUGAUGGUGUUCGGCGAAUCUCACCUACGCUAGAGAUGGCGGGCAUGAUGGUAAUCCCCAAGUGAAGAUAAGAUUUCGUUGGAGCUGUCUAAAGAAAUCUUUCGAAGCAUUUGCAAUUACACUGGUCUGUUUUGAAGCAAUGAUUGCCCAAAGUUACAGUUCCAGAGAGUUGGGGCACGAACUUCUCCAAAAUGCAGUUCAAACCCACGUCUUUCCUACAUGUGAGCUUCAAACGUGUCCAUCUUAUUUCCAACCUAGGGUUUCUUUAGGGUCUAGUCUCCUUCCCCAGGGCUUACUGAGGAGACAAGACUGCUAUUUUUCCUUCACCUUGCAAUCUAUGGCAGCGGGUCAAAGGCAUGGAAACACUGCAAAUCCACUAGCCAGACAACAAAAUUGUAGGGGUUUUCUAGGGUUUAAGCUUCAGUGCGGCGCAAGAACACUGGUUUCGUCCCCAAAAUUUUCAUCUGGCGGUAGGAAAAAGAGGUACGGGGGUGUGUUUUUACCUUCAAUUUUGCGGUCUUUGGAGUCUGAAGUCGAUCUUGAGGGGACUCUAAAUUUGUAUUGCGGAAACCUCAAUCCUAAAGAACAGACUGUUAUUCUAAAAGAGCAGGGCAGUUGGGAGAGGGUGGUUCGAAUUUUUGAGUGGAUGAAAUCGCAGAAAGAGUACUUACCCAAUGUAAUUCACUACAACAUUGUGCUUCGAGCAUUGGGUAGGGCUCAAAAGUGGGAUGAGCUGCGGCUUUGUUGGAUUGAAAUGGCUAGAAAUCGUGUAUUACCAACAAAUAAUACAUAUGGAAUGCUUGUUGAUGUGUAUGGAAAAGCAGGUCUUGUAAAGGAAGCGCUUUUGUGGAUUAAGCACAUGAAGAGUAGAGGAAUUUUCCCUGACGAAGUUACAAUGAAUACAGUUGUGCGGGUUCUCAAGGAUGUGGGGGAAUUUGAUCAGGCAGAUAAGUUUUAUAAGGAUUGGUGCAUUGGACGAAUUGAACUGGACAGUCUUGAUUUGGACUCUAUUGCAAAUUCUGAUUGUGAUUCUAGCUCAGACCCCAUUAGCUUUAAACACUUUUUGUCAACUGAGCUUUUCAAGACAGGUAGGAGAGUUCCUCCUUCAAAAAUUGUGGAUUCAUUGGAUAUUGACAGCUUGGUUCGAAAACCUAGACUUACAGCAACAUAUAAUACUCUGAUUGAUUUGUAUGGAAAAGCAGGUCGCUUGAAGGAUGCAGCUGAUGUGUUUGGAGAAAUGUUAAAAUUGGGGGUGGCUAUGGAUGUUAUUACUUUCAAUACUUUGAUCUUUACCUGUGGGAGUCACGGUCACUUGUCAGAGGCAGAAUCCUUGCUUAGCAAGAUGGAAGAAAGGGGAAUUCCUCCCGAUACUAAGACUUACAACAUCUUUUUAUCCCUGUAUGCGGAUGCUGGGAACAUUGAUGCAGCUUUGAAGUUUUAUAGGAAGAUUAGGGAGGUGAAUCUGUUUCCGGAUAUUGUGACACAUAGAGCUGUUCUCCAUGUAUUGUGUCAGAGGAAUAUGGUUCUAGAGGUGGGGGCUGUGAUGGAAGAAAUGGAGAAAGCUGAUUUGCAUAUUGAUGAGCAUUCUUUACCUGCUGUUAUUAAGAUGUAUGUCAAUGAAGGAUUGCUUGACAAUGCAAAAAUCCUUUUUGAAAAGCGUCACUUGAUAGGUGGGUUGCGGUCAAGGACGUAUGCAACAAUUAUGGAUGCAUAUGCUGAGAAAGGACUUUGGACUGAGGCUGAGGCUGUGUUUGUCACGAAGAGGGAUUUAGUUGGACAGAAUAAGGAUGUUUUGGAAUAUAAUGUCAUGAUCAAAGCUUAUGGUAGGGCAAAGCUGUAUGAUAAGGCUUUCUCUCUCUUCAGGGGCAUGAAAAAUCAGGGGACUUGGCCGGAUGAGUGCACUUAUAAUUCCCUCAUCCAGAUGUUUUCUGGGGGUGAUUUAGUGGAUCAAGCAAUGAACCUCUUAGCUGAAAUGCGAGGAGCAGGACUUACCCCACAAUGUCUAACUUUCUCAGCUGUUAUUGCAAGCUAUGCUCGUUUGGGUCGGCUUUCUGAUGCAGUUGAUGUUUACCAAGAAAUGGCUAGAGCAGGGAUAAAACCAAAUGAAGUUGUGUUUGGGACUUUAAUUAAUGGAUUUGUCGAAGCUGGCAGAGUUGAAGAAGCUCUCCAAUAUUUAAGCAUGAUGGAAGAACUUGGAAUUUCAGAAAAUCAGAUAGUCUUGACUUCCUUGAUUAAAGCUUAUAGUAAAAUGGGGUGCUUGGAAGGAGCAAAACAACUGUAUGAGAAGAUGAAAAGGUUGGAGGGUGGUCCGGAUAUUGUUGCAUCAAAUAGCAUGAUCAAUUUUUAUGCGGAUCUUGGGAUGGUAUAUGAGGCCAAAUUGAUUUUUGAUAAUUUGAAGGAAAAUGGUUGGGCAGAUGGGUGUUCGUUUGCGACAAUGAUGCAUCUUUACAAGAGCAUGGGCAUGCUUGGAGAUGCCAUUGAAGUUGCUGAGGAGAUGAAACAGUUGGGUUUACUGAGAGACUGCAUGUCAUUUAACCAAGUGAUGGCAUGUUAUGUUGCGAAAGGACAACUAGGCAAGUGUGGUGACUUGUUGCAUGAGAUGGUAAUUCAGAAGAUUUUUCCUGACAGUGGGACCUUUAAAGUAUUAUUUACUGCAUUGAAGAAGGGUGGCAUUCCAAUUGAAGCAGUAUCACAACUCGAGUCAUCUUACCAAGAAGGGAAGCCUUAUGCAGGGCAAGCCGUAAUCACCUGUGUUUUCUCUGCAGUGGGUUUGCAUCACUAUGCACUUGAAUAUUGUGAAGCUUUAAUAAAAGCUGAGACUGAUCUUGAUUCUUAUGCAUACAAUGUGGCAAUUUAUGCUUUUGGGGCUUCUGGGAAGAUUGACAAAUCAUUGAACAUUUUCAUGAGAAUGCAAGAUAAGGGGCUAGAACCUGAUCUUGUUACUCUAAUUAAUCUGGUACAUUGUUAUGGAAAAGCUGGUAUGAUUGAAGGUGUGAAGCGAGUUCAUAGCCAACUAAAAUAUGGAGAUAUUGAGCCCAAUGAAUCUUUGUUCAAAGCUGUUAUGGAUGCCUACAGAAAUGCCAACAGGCAUGAGCUUGCUGAACUAGUUAACCAUGAGAUGCGAUUUGCUUUUGAUGCAGAAGAAUUUCCUGACUCUGAAUUUGAAGAGGAGCCUGACGAAAUUUUUCUAAACACUUAGAUUCAAUUUUUUAAAAUAUUAUGUGGUAACAAGUUCCCUAAACUGCAUUUUGUACAGAAGCUGUGUUUGUAUUAUCAUAUGUAUUGUAUCAUCAAUCUCAACAAUCAACCAUUGGAAGAUGUAUGAUUGAUAUAUUUUGAGUUUUGACUGAAUUUAUGUAAAAUGUGGGCGCAGCUUUGUCUCCUCGGGGGCUAUUUGCAAGAUUUGUUUAUUUAUUAAGUUAUUUAUUUCUUAAAA